Fopius arisanus is the source of this 8821-nucleotide messenger RNA. RefSeq lists its product as uncharacterized. The record is from RefSeq and is a predicted model, not a curated record. Gene Ontology annotation, biological process: cell-cell junction organization. The transcript is spliced from 12 exons. NCBI's taxonomy places the organism in Eukaryota, Metazoa, Arthropoda, Insecta, Hymenoptera, Braconidae. Bases 645 to 7280 code for a protein of 2211 amino acids. Gene Ontology annotation, cellular component: apical junction complex; plasma membrane.
AUAUCCUUUGAAAAGCCACACUAUAGUUCGUUCUAAAUGGAGAUCGAUUGAUGUGAUUCAGUGGACCUUAUGGUGACAGAUUCAUUCUAUCAGUGUUUUCAUCCCAGUCACAAUAACUUAUUCAUUCAAUCUGCGUACAAUUUAUUGGCUUUUGUGUUGAUUAAAGUCUGUGGUCUAUAGACGCCUUCUGUGGAUCGCCAUGUUGAGAGAAUAACUGUUGAGAAAAAGAUUGAACCGAAAAACCGGUGAUCACUGAUUCGCGAGUGACGUAUCGUUUGGUGUUGAUUGAGUUUUGGGUGGUAGUUCCGUGAUUUGGCCAGUUUUUUUUUUUUUUUUAUUCCGAUAUUCAUCUGUUUAUUGUGUUGACAAGUUUUGUGUACAGUGAAGUGCUCGGAGUACGUGCUGUGACAGUUGUUGAGGUGCUGUGUUGAUCUCAAUUUAAUCGUAGAAACGUGUAAUGCGCACUGACAGUGGAGCUGAGAACACGUCGAAUACGCACGAAAGAGGAUGAAGCCCCUCGUGGAAAGGCGGAAAGGGGGUUCACAGUUCGACGGAGCGGUUAACGACCGGGAAACUAAAAAACCGACGUGGUUUGGUCAUCCCGGGUACGUCAACGCUCACGAGGUGCACGUGUAUUACCAAAGAUGAGUGAAAUACCAUUAAAUAUCGACGAAACCACUGAUAAAGACUAUUACAAUGAAGAAGUGGCCAGUCCUAUCCGAGGGGACAAAAAAAUGGAGCAACUAGUGCCCCAAUCAUUGAUUGAUGCUGAUGGAGAUGACAUGGACCUCGUCAAUUGUCCAAAUCCCUGGCUUCCUGCAUACGGCUUCCAGAUACAGCACCAGCACUCCAAUUUCCAAAUAAAUCACGAGGAUCUACGACCCAAUGAUGUGAAUUUGGUGCAACAAGUUGAUUUUCUCGAGACUAUACUCGAGGAAACUUCUGAUGAUUUGCAGAGUGAUUCUGAUCGGAGUGGCACGACCUACUGGCUUGGUUCUGACUCCGAGACCGAAAGUGUUAUCCACAUUAAAUCCAAUCAGAGAGCACCAGAGGAUCGACCAGAUGGAAGUGGUAGCGAGUGCAAUUCAGUCGUACCGAAGAAACGUCGACGUAGAAAUGGUGCUGGUGACAGUGAUUCCUGUAUUCACCUGAGCGAUUGGGCAUCACCACGUUCAUCAAGAUCAUCGGCAUCAUCACGCUCAUCGAAAUCAUCGCGUUCAUCGUCACUCAUUCAAUUUGAAACACUCGAGAGAAAUUGUGCAACUAUAUCACCGUCUGGCUACAGUUACGAUUCCCUCGAGUACUCGAAUCGUUCGAAUUCACAUUUUGAGAAUACAUCACCAGACAGCCUUGAGGAGGAGGACGACACAGACGAUGAUGACGAUCGAACAUUAACAAAUGUCAGAAGACCGUCAUUUGGCCUGAGUAACCAUUCCUCGGAAUUUCCAAAGAUACGACCCUAUCGUAGCUUCGAGAGUCUCGGAUCAAAUCAAAAGACAAGUGAUACAUUUCAACACGAUAUUGGUCAUGGCUUUAUGUUCGCUAAAACCACAAGCAGUGAUCUCAGUGAUCGACCCUCUGCUGUCAGGAGUAAUCGCUGGUAUGGAAAAUACGAGGAUAAUUACGACUACGAUGAGGACUCAGAGGAGUUAGAAGAUGAUGACGACAAUAAUCAUGUCUGUCACUACUCAAACGCUUUUAACGAGCCUCGAGGCCUUUUAUCUUUCUCGGAGACAGUCAACCACGGAUACUCGACAUCCCUAGAUUUUAGAAAUACUAUUGAUCUGCGAGAAAUUGGUCUUGAACCCAAGCAUGAAACAAUACUGGACCUGGCACGCUCGCAGAUAGGUUCUUCCACGGGUCUAUUUCACCCAAAACUAAAUAUAACUGGUAACAUGGCGUCAGGAAUCGCAUCCGGCCAACAUGAUCAACAUCAACGAGGGUGGAGCAACUCACAAACGUACGAUUUUAAUUUUAGAAUGACUAACAAGUCCCGUAGUGUGCCCGGUCUCACCAGUCUUGCCAGUGGCAUCGACGAUUCAGCUUCACUAUUGUCACGUUAUCGUAAUUACGAUAGUCAUUACAAUUACAGCUCAUCGAAUUUAUCAUUUGACAAUUACACACGAGUUGCAAGUGUCCCCGUGAAUCUCAAUCUGUGUGGUGCUAGUAAUGAUAUUCAAUGUGAUGGAACUACUCUAAACAACCACGAAAUGGCCGACGAUACGAUGAGUGUUAACGAGAUCACAGCUAACGCAGAGGCGAAUUCCAGGGAAUUGCCCAAACGAACGUCUUCCGUCAGGACGCAAAAGCGAUUAGAUAAUCAGGAGCUGCAGGAUUUACAAGUUGAUGACAGCGUCAAGGAAAAUGUUAUACCCGUUAACACUCAGUGCGAUCUUCACGAGAACGAUGUAACAAUGGAGGAAAAUUCAUCAUUAAACGAGCCAGUGUGUAAUAGCGAUGCAAAUACCAGAGUAUCAACAGUAAAAACCCAAGAUCAUGGCAAUCAUGUUUUGGAAAUGGCAAUGGCAAUGGAGAACGACAUAGAUUCAGUGGUUGAUGAGGCUAUCAAAGAAUUAAAACGUCAGGUUGAGGUGGCAACGAGCUCUGAGAAGAUGACAUAUGUUAAAGAUAAAAAUGGACAGCGUAAGAUAAAAAAUAAUGCGAGUUAUGAAUUGGCACAGCAAUGGCAAGUGGAUGAGGAGAACUUGCACAGCCGAAUGACAAGUUGCAUGGAACAUGUCAAUGAGUCAUCUCCAUCGAAUUCACCAACUAGACGACGCGUAGGUAAUAACGCCAGUUACGAAUUGGCGCAACAAUCAGAUUACAUAAAAGCAUUACAAUCAGCGUCUAGGAUGCCCUUUCAACGAAUGGAUGCGUGCGAUGAGUUGCCGGAGUUCUCAUCCGUUAAUUCCAGUCAAUCACCGCGUAAUAUUGUCAGCGACAUUUCAGACCGGUCUGAAAUUUCACCGAUAAAUCACACACGAAUAAAUUCCCCGAGAGAAGAUGUGCUACAUGAGCAGCGAAUGCAAAACGACAGCAUCAUAGAUCAGAUAAAAAAAAACUCGGAAUUAUUUUCAAUCUAUGGAGAAGGUGCUAGUGCCAGUGGUGUUAAUAUAGAUGAUGAAGUAGAUUUGCCCUGCUUGGAAACCAAACCCAUAGAUGGUGAUAUAAAUGUCAAUAAUUAUGUACGACGAAUAAUAGAUCAGGAUAAAUGCCCAAUGAGUAUCGAUGGUGAGGAGAAAAAUGAUGAUUAUGUACCGGAGAGAGUGACACUGUCAUUUUUAAGUGACUUCUAUCCGGAGCAGAGUAAUGAGGCUUUGUCAAAAAUAAAGGGUGACUGUAAAAAUAGUAUAUUUAGAGAUGAAGUAAUGGUGAAUGGUGAUGACGAUGGUGAUGAUAAUGCUGGUGCUGGUGCUGUCGAAGUUAUCCCCGAUGGAGAACGUUUGUGGAGGGUAGUGGUAGAGCAACAGAGCAAGGCAUUCAGUGCGGAUGGGUGGGGUAGAAAGGAAGAGGUGGAUAACAUGGAGAAGGAGGAGGAAGAGGCAGUGGUAGUGGUAAACCAACGUCUGGCAGUAGAUGAUACGAGUACGAGUACGAGUCAAAGCAGUGUAUACACUGGUACGGUACCCAUAACCAGUGGUGUAUCAGUUUCAACGAGUGAAAAUACUGACACUCAAUCACCGGUAGUUGAGACCCAUGAGCAAUCACAUCACAUCAAUCAGAUCAAUAUUGACAAUCAAUCGUCAUCGGUGAGAGACAGUACGGAUAAGUGCAGUGAAAUGUCGGCAAUGGCUGCUAAAAGACUGGCAAUGGGACCGAUGCAAUCAUCCAGUCCCAGAAAUAGUCAAUUAUUGUCGUCAAAUAAUGAGACUGUAGUAGCGCCCGUUGUUGAGAGGAAAAAAUCGGGAUUGGGUGGUUUCCUUCAGCGAUUCUCAAAAUUGAGAUUCAGUGGUCGUUCUAAAGUGCCAAGAUCGGAAGUUAAGAGGAGUGAUACCGAUGUCAAAGGUAAAAUACAGCAGAAUGAUGAUACACAGUCUAUUGGUAUAAAGCGGAAAAAAGAGCCUGAUUAUAUCAUCAUACCUUUGCAUCCACCGGAAGAAGAGAGGAAGAGUCUGGAGGAUGAGAAGGAGAAUUCACAGCGUAAACGAAGCGAUCUUGAACGAAGCGCUUCAUGUGCUGGUGGUACCGGGAGGCCGCCAGUGUGCAUUAGUAAGCCACCUCUACCCCCAUUGGCAUGCCAGGGUGGACGCGCUUGUGCGUCGAGUCCAAGGGCGACGUCGGGCGUCGUCAAUGCGCGCCGGCGCGCCACAACCGACCUGGGUAGCCCAGCUGCCAUCGAGAUGGCGAAAGCUCGAGCGAUGCAACACCAGCAGCACUACCAUCAUCACCAACUUCAUCAGGUGGUGCAUGGUCAUCAGGAGGAGCGCCCCGUUGGCCUCCUCGAGACCGACCUGGACGACGAUUCAGUCGAUGUACAAGUGAAGAGCAACGAUCACCACGACGAGGAGAGCACCACCUUGUCUGGUGGACGUGGCAGUGCCGCACCCGGUAAGAAGACCCGCAGUUUACUCAAUUUAAAUCAUACCUGUCGUCAGGGACGUGACAACAUCACGGAAAAUAUAAACGCCCUACGGGUACCCCAGUCACCCGGUACCGGUUGUCGAAGUACCAGCGAUCACGUCGAUCACGCAUCUCCAGCUAUUAAUCAUCGACCCCACAAAUCCAUGGAGUUCCUCCUGGAUAAGGAGAAUCUUCAUUUCAUCAAGCCACCAGAGAAUGAGUUACAAAAAGUUGGAGAACGUGUGCCAAGUGAGCACGAGCUGAGAGUACAAAGAUCACUUCAACGCCUCAAUGUACCAGACUGGUAUAAAAAUUCACCAGCAGCUCGUGAUGGUUUCCGGUUGAAAAGACACUCGGAUGCAUCGCAACACGGUGGUUGGCGUUCACUAGGUUCCAAAACUACAUCGCUAUCGUCCCUGUCAUCGUCUUCCAAUCGCCAACCAACUACCGGUACCUCUGGGGCACUUUUGAGUCCCAGCCCAACACCUCCGGUCUUCUCAAGAUGGAGUACGAGUCUGCUGAACAGUGCUGGCAGUUCACCAGCAAAUUCUGCACGCUCGUCUUUCAAUCAUCGUCAGCCUUAUCUCGGUUGGCGUUCACAAGAACGUCUCGCCAAUCCACGAACACCAGCUGAACGUCUUGCUCAGGGUAUACUUCCUCAACUGCAAAAUACUAAAAAGCAGCAGCAACAAACAAAUCAGCAGAUUGAGGUGAGGAAUUCGAUAAAAGAAGUGACAUCGGCAAUCGUGCACUAUGUGCAAAGCGGCCAGGAGGUCGUUGCAAGUGGUGUUGGUGAUGGUAGUGGUGGUCGGCUGUCACCUCGACCUCGACCCGACGAUCGAGACGACAGAGGUGGAGCGAGAUCCACAAGUCCCAGAGGGAGCGUAAAGCUGUGUUGGAUGGAGAGUUCAUUUGUUGGCUCACGACGAGUUGAUUCCCCGGAAACACCUAUGAGCUUGGCAACCGACACCGAAUGCUGUGCAGGAUGUAAUGCAGUGGGAACUGAAUCGUGCAGCUGCAUGGACUCAGCAACAUCCGGGUUAUAUCUGGAUUUGACACCGACUAGAGACGAACCUAGACACCAUAAAGGGGAUCACGAUCAGCAAACGAGAAGUACAACGUGUCUGUGUCCAUCUCCAUCACCAUCAACUUGUCAUUAUCACCAACAAAAGCAACAUCGACACACUCAACAACGACACAACCGUGGAUCGGGACAGAGCGAGGAUGAUGAGGCGAUGGCAUCGGUAGCUCUUCUUCACAAUAAGCCAAGUCCCGGUUCAACGACACUAGAGGAUGUACUCGAUUCAUUGCUCGGACUGCCACCGGCAUCGCGUACACCAAGCCCAGGUCCUGGAUCAAUAUCAACAACCGGUGGUGGAUCAUCGGCAAUUCGCCAUCACCGAUCAGGUGGUACAACCAGUCAGACUAAUUCAAAAACAGGGAAGAGCUGCAGUGACCUGCACCAAGACCUCCAAGAGUGCGCUAAAGGAGCUCCAGAGUCUCCAACAAGUUGUCCAGAUGGUCGAGGCUCUUGUCACAACGUCAGUGGUUUACUCCAACGCAGGAGAAGUGAAGGCAGUGAUAUUAUUCCACCCCAUCGUUUGUCCUCGCGCAGCUCCUCAAAUAUUCGGCAUCGACGAGUAUCAUUUGACAGUGGUCAGGAUAAUCUCCCAGGUACAUCGGACAAACUCAUUAAAUGCCGCAAUCACAAGUGCAGCAACGGUACAACACUGGCAGAAGCUAAAAGAAUCUACAAGAGUUGUCACAAUUGCACUUAUCUCUACUGUUCAAAAGAGUGCAGAAGAGCGCACUGGCCACGUCACCGUAGAACCUGCCUCCAUUACCGUGCUGGAACCCUGUGCAGACAGGUCCUCUCAUCAGCCAAAGAGGAUCCAAUGACGAUAAAGCACAUAUCUGCACUUGCUAAACGGGGAUAUUCAGCUCACGGUCGUGGAGCUGUCAAAUGUUUCUUCACGAGUCCCGAAGCAGCCGAACAAUUCAUCGGCAAUGGAUUUAAAGAUCUCGGUGAACCGACGUACGUCCGUUGCUCUGACUUGCUCACUAGUGAAAUGGGGGCUGAACUUUACACUGAAAUAAUGCGUCUCUGCAAGACCUACAAUCCAGAAACAAGACUGGUACUGUUCGUUGCCGUUUGUGUUGUCAGUGAGGUACCAUCCAGCGGUGCUGUCAGAUGGGAACGUCAACUCGUAUCAAGAUGUGGUAAAAUUCGUCUGGAUCCAUCCCAGAGAGUCAUCCCUUCUGCAUCGCCAUCCCAAAAUAAGCACCAGAUUCAAACGUCAUCUUCAGCAGCUGUCGCACCAGCUCCCACUGCAUUACAAUCAUCACCAUCCAAUCAUCCAGCUAUCACACGUGAAAUGGACUCACCAGAGACACUGGUACUCACAUCGUUGCCUGAAAAUCACGGCCAAAAUACAACACGACGAACACGCGAAAUUGGAUUUACAAAUAUUCAGAGGCAACUCAGACAGCGCGGGGUAUCACUACGCCGGCAUUUCCCUCAGGUUUAUACGAAAUUAUGUUCUUAUGUAGACGGGACUGUUGAUAAAUUUGCACCAGUUACUAUUUAUCCACGUGAUCAAGCGUCUGGUAAAAGUUUUAUGUGUAUUAUUAUGCUCGAUGCAGAGCCAGAGAGACUGCAACUACUACCUACUGAUUCCUCGAGAGUCAGAACUGUUGAUAUUAGUGUUGAACAGGAGUGAUCAUAAGUCUCGUUUGUUCCAUUUUUAUUUUCCAUUUCGCGUAUAAUAUCUCUAGUAAUCCGAGUUGAGGUGAGUUUUCAUUACGAAAUUCAACGAAUGUUAGCUCAAUAUCUUCGAUAUCUGCGAACCAAUCGUGGAAAUAUUCAAUGAAAAAAUCGUAGCUAAUUUAAUGAAUCGUUAUGACGCGAAAAAUCAAAAGAUUCAGUCGUUUUCUCUAUUGUGUUGCAUCCUUUGUAGACUCUGUUCCUUUUCCUUUUUUCAAGAGUCUCGAUUGGAGGAAGAAAACAAAAAACUCCUGAGGAGAAAAAAAAAAUCAAACAGGAAAGUGCUUUUUGAAAAGAAUAAGUAUAGUAUAAUUGCAUUGUUGUCGCUGGACCAUCAAGCUUAAUUGAAACAUACUAAUGUGUGCCAAAAUUGAAAAAAAAGUCGUAUCUCUCGUUAACUUGAGCCGACGAACGUAAACUAUAAAAAUUCAUGAGAAAUAAUUGGAGUAACUGAAGGUAAAUCAAUGGAAAAGCAAAAAUAAAAUCGAUAACAUUCUCUAUCCUCUUUCUAUCUAGAUUUUCUAUUCUUACCAGCGUAUAAAUAUUCAAUUCAUUAUUAAAUAAAAAAAAGAAGCUGACAACGGUGCCAACGCAUUGAUCACUAGCAAUGCAUCAAUACAAUGCGAUUUUAUUCUUGUACAUAAUAUAUAUUGCCAAUUAUUGUCAAACGGAGAGUAAUGAUAAAUAGGAGACAAAGAAAAUAAUGAAAAUCCACGAAAAAAUUAAAGCCCGAAUCUCCAGUCGUUCGCCUCUAGAGGAAACUUUAAAAAAUAUUCGAAAAAUGACAUUGUGCUAAACGAAUAAUAAUACAAUUCAUGCGUUUCGUCGGACAGGGUUCUAAUUUUUGCAUUCUCAGUGACAGAACAAUUAAAGGUAUUAGUUUCAAUUGAAGUGUAAAUAAUUUUAUUAUUUUGCACAUACGGAGCCAUAGAACGAUGUUGAAUAAUUUAAUAGAGUAUAGUUCUUACAUCUGUCUAAAUCCUGCAAAAUUACCACAAAAAUCAUCCCAAGAAAAUGUGAAAAAAAAAAAUAGUUGAUGAAUUGAAUAAAUUCCAUAGAUAAGAAAAUACUCUGCGUUUAUGAAAUCGCAUUAAAAUUCAAUCGGCAUGAGUGAAUGAAAGUCGCAGAUAAAUCGUUAAUGAUAUUUUCCCUUUUCCAUGAAUAUCAUUGCUCACAUUGUAUUUUCCGCUUAACAAACAAAAAUCAGCGGGAUCUCAUCUUCCCAUUUAUCAUCCUUGAUCAUUGCUUUUGUUCUUUGUUAUUGAAAAUCAUUUAUUAUUAAUAUUGUAAUGCGGAAAUCGUUGAUCCGCUGUUGUUUAUUGAUUAAUGAAAUAUAACGAGCGUUACUAUUUACAAUGAUUAAUUUUCAUUUUAAAAUAUUGAUGAACUCGGCGAGGAAAAAGCAAUUAUAAUGUGAAUCGAGGAUAUAGUAUUAUAUCGGCGCUAUUUAUCUGCUAAUACUGUUUUUUGGUAUUUGUGUACAUCCUAAUUUACGAA